Molecule: messenger RNA, 1158 nt
Organism: Aethina tumida (small hive beetle)
Lineage: Eukaryota; Metazoa; Arthropoda; Insecta; Coleoptera; Nitidulidae
Exons: 2
Coding region: 137-979 (280 amino acids)
Source: RefSeq, a predicted model, not a curated record
UCUAGAUACUGGAAUUGUGUAGCAGUCCGUGGGUCCGUUCACCGUUUGUCGAAAGUACAAAUGGACGACGUCCGCAACUGAAACUGUUAAUUUGUGCCGGACCGUCAACCUAAACGUACACACGAGACACGCGAAAAUGAAACCUUUCUUCAUAAUUUCUCUGUUCCUUCUGGGUACUUGUACGGUGAAUGCCGAGAAAAAGAUCAGCUUGGAGGACAUAGAACGUGACAAUCUCCGCAACGAAAACCGCCCAGCACCACCAUCGACAGCAGUUAAAUCACCAACACAAUACGGCUUCGUACCCACCAAAACGAUACACGAUUACGCUCAAAAGGGCCCCAAAAAUCAAUACGUCCAACCCCAAUAUGUACCAACACAACAAUACACUGAGGCCCAAUAUGUACCCACACAACAGUACUACACCACUCAGUACCAACCCCAAACCGACCAAUAUCAACAGUACGAAAAUGUGCAGUACGUAACGGACAACAGCAUCGCCCAAAAGCCCCAACAGUACGUCUACUUGCAACAGUACCCCUCACCAAGCAGUUCGGUACAACACAUCGUCGACACCAAAGGGCAGUUGCAGUACAUCAUGUACAUCCCGUCUUACGUAGCCGACCAGUCCCAAACCUACGAAAACGUCGUGUACCAACCACAACAAACGCAACAGGAGGAAGCAGUACAGUACACCGUUCCGGAAUACACCCAGCAAAAGCAAGUCGAAGUUGCAGUACAACCUAAAAUCCAGUACCAAGGGUCGAACACUCAGUACGUGCAGCCACGCGAGCCUAAGAGCUUGUUGGAUUCUUACGUGCCCUCGAUUCUACAGAUCCAGUACUACAAACAGCAGCAACAAGGUUUGACUAAUUCCUUGGCGCAGCAAAGGAAGGUUUCGCAGCCGGUGACCGGGAAAACCGACUACGUUAAGAGCUACAGAGCCCAAAACAGCUACAGGCAACACAGAUCCAGAUCUUAAAAUGUGCUUGGGGUCGUUUUUUUUUUAAUAUUUUAUGUAAAUAGUUGAUUAUUGUUAUUGGAAUUACGCCAAGGAGUUAUUCUAUAUUAGCUUUGGCCAGUUGCUCUGUUAUUAUGUACUUUAAUAUUUAUUUUUUUAGAAACUUUUUUAUUUUUUUAUAAAUAAAGGAACUACUAAGG